CUCAGAUAUGGAGGCAAAUGGGAGCCAAGGCACCUCGGGCAGCGCCAACGACUCCCAGCACGACCCCGGUAAAAUGUUUAUCGGUGGACUGAGCUGGCAGACCUCACCAGAUAGCCUUAGAGACUAUUUUAGCAAAUUUGGAGAAAUUAGAGAAUGUAUGGUCAUGAGAGAUCCCACUACGAAACGCUCCAGAGGCUUCGGUUUCGUCACGUUCGCAGACCCAGCGAGUGUAGAUAAAGUAUUAGGUCAGCCCCACCACGAGUUAGAUUCCAAGACGAUUGACCCCAAGGUUGCAUUUCCUCGUCGAGCGCAGCCCAAGAUGGUCACAAGAACGAAGAAAAUAUUUGUAGGCGGGUUAUCUGCGAACACGGUGGUGGAAGACGUAAAGCAAUAUUUCGAGCAGUUUGGCAAGGUGGAGGAUGCAAUGCUGAUGUUCGAUAAGACCACCAACAGGCACAGAGGGUUUGGCUUUGUCACUUUUGAGAAUGAAGACGUUGUGGAGAAAGUCUGUGAGAUUCAUUUCCAUGAAAUCAAUAAUAAAAUGGUAGAAUGUAAGAAAGCUCAGCCGAAAGAAGUCAUGUUCCCACCUGGGACAAGAGGCCGGGCCCGGGGACUGCCUUACACCAUGGACGCGUUCAUGCUUGGCAUGGGGAUGCUGGGCUACCCCAACUUUGUGGCGACCUACGGCCGCGGCUACCCCGGAUUCGCUCCCAGCUACGGCUAUCAGUUCCCAGGCUUCCCAGCAGCGGCUUACGGACCAGUGGCAGCGGCGGCGGUGGCGGCGGCAAGAGGAUCAGUCCUGAAUAGCUACAGUGCUCAACCGAAUUUUGGCGCGCCCGCUUCCCCGGCAGGCUCCAACCCGGCGCGGCCCGGAGGCUUCCCGGGGGCCAACAGCCCAGGACCUGUCGCCGAUCUCUACGGCCCUGCCAGCCAGGACUCCGGAGUGGGGAAUUACAUAAGUGCGGCCAGCCCACAGCCGGGCUCCGGCUUCGGCCACGGCAUAGCUGGACCUUUGAUUGCAACGGCCUUUACAAAUGGAUACCAUUGAGCAGGUGCUUUCGUUGCCAUCUCACUCUGAGAGCAUACCUGGAUGUCCAGGCAAGACUGGGCGAAGUUUCUGAGUGGCCCUUUGUUUAGGUGAUGUCAUCAGACCUGGACCCCCACCAGCCUCACUCCCCAUCCCAACCAGAGAUGGCUCGCUUCGGAUCGAGGGUUGACACAUCUCAUCAUCUCACGAGUCUGCUGUAAUAUAAGACAACAGCUUUUCACUGUGUAUAUAACCAUGAUUUUGGUUUUGUUUUCUUUUUGUUUUUCUUGAUGGUUUCCCUUUCCCUUCUCUCUUGCCCCUUCUCCUUUGAAGUCUCUUUGAAUCACAUUUAGUAGUGAUUUUGACUUAGUCCAGUAGUCAUAUAGCUUUAAUAUCUAGUUAAAAGCUAACCAUAGUAUAAUUGUUAUAUUAAGGUAUUAUUUUUUCUUUAAAAAACAAAAACUUUUUUUGCUUGUUUGAUUCUGUUCUCACUUUUAAAGGAUGCUGAGAUGGUAAUAUUACUCUCAAUAUUUUGGUACCAAUUCUGAGACUGUAUGGAUUUUCAGGUGCAACUUGAGCGCGCAGGGGGAAGCGCGGGUGCGAAGUGUGGAGGGGAGGCGGGCGUUGGCCUUCCACUUGCGUCGUCCCAGGAGUGAGAUGCAGUAGGCUAACCACAGGCUACGCAGUUCUUUUUGGUGAUGUCUCUUUGUUAACCUAAGUAUAUCUAUUUUCGGCAAUAAGGUAAGGAUGACCAUGUUUCGAGUGUCCUCCUUUUCUAUAAGUGCUUUUUUUCUGUUGAAAGAGGUGAUAUAAGGUUUUUUGAAAUUGUGACUUCUAAAAAAAAAAAAAUGUUGUAAAUACAAUUCCAUUAACUACAUAGAAACUAUUAAGAAAGAGAGAAUCAAAAAUAUUUUUGUGAGGGAGUCGGUCCCAGGCAGUUCGAUGCUCUGUGGAGGGAGGAGGGGAAGGACCCAGAACGCAGUCAGUUGCGGAGGCUGAAGAACACCCAGCUGCCGGGACGACCCCGGGAAGAGUUGGAACACUGUUUAGCUCCUCUUGUCUGUGUGGAAGACUCGAUUAGUGUCAUACCAGCAUAUUAACCUCUCGUCUGUGCACAGCUUCAACCGUUACCGUCUAGUUAGAUUUUUAUUUAAAAUAUGAAAAACCGCUUUUCCCAAGACGUUUUUUAAAAAACAAAGCUACAAUUUUAAUAUUUAACAUAUUUAAAGUUUCAAAGCACAUCUGUUUGGCUUGGGAGGGGAGGGGUGGGGGAGACAUCCUUUUUCAGUCUUAAUUUUUAAAUAUUUGAUCAUUUUCUAUUGUCCAAUCAUUUCAGCACCUCCAAAGGGCCCUGGGACCCUUUGCCUCUCUUCUCCCCCUGUCCCUCGCCCGCCCCCAGCUCUGGGGCCCCCAGGCCAGGAGUGGAUAAGCCUGCAUUAAUGAAACCUUUUCUCCAUUCACUUUCUAUUUACAAAUUAGGAAAGCAACCUUUCGGUUUAUAUAUUAUUUUUAAUACCUCAGUGCUGCAAGUAUCACCAGAGAGGCUAUGGAAGAAUUUUUUUUUUAAUUUAUUGUAGAUGUAAACAGAAUUUUAAAAAUAAAAAGUAUAAACAUCGCUGCACUGUGA
This is a messenger RNA of Eptesicus fuscus (big brown bat), 2654 nucleotides long. It is a transcript of the gene MSI2, whose product is annotated as musashi RNA binding protein 2. Gene Ontology annotation, cellular component: cytoplasm. The transcript has 14 exons. The record is from RefSeq and is a predicted model, not a curated record. The coding region runs from base 8 to 1048 and encodes 346 amino acids. Gene Ontology annotation, molecular function: RNA binding. NCBI's taxonomy places the organism in Eukaryota, Metazoa, Chordata, Mammalia, Chiroptera, Vespertilionidae.